This is a messenger RNA of Anoplopoma fimbria (sablefish), 3463 nucleotides long. It is a transcript of the gene pdcl, whose product is annotated as phosducin-like. The transcript has 14 exons. Gene Ontology annotation, biological process: response to oxidative stress; regulation of G protein-coupled receptor signaling pathway; cyclooxygenase pathway. The record is from RefSeq and is a predicted model, not a curated record. Bases 224 to 2953 code for a protein of 909 amino acids. Gene Ontology annotation, cellular component: cytoplasm; neuron projection. Gene Ontology annotation, molecular function: oxidoreductase activity, acting on single donors with incorporation of molecular oxygen, incorporation of two atoms of oxygen; peroxidase activity; heme binding. Lineage: Eukaryota; Metazoa; Chordata; Actinopteri; Perciformes; Anoplopomatidae.
UAGAGCGGUGCGGAGGGUCUGCAGCUCUCACAGACAGGACUUAACCUGUUGAACCGCCGGUCCUUCUGCACUCCCACUGCCUCUCUUCGUCUGCCAACAACGGGCUCUCCUCCUCCUCCUCCUCCUCCUCCUCUGCCUCUGCUGGACUUUUUUUCUUUUCUUUACACUUUUCUUACAGUUUUUAGGAGUUGGCAUGCAGUUCUCCUAACCUGAGACUGCUGUAAUGAGAUCCUCUGUCCUUGGAUCAGUGUGUGCUCUGCUCUUGCUGUUGCGGGAGCCUGCAUGCCGGGGGGAUGAAGUCACCUCCAGUACAGUGAACCCAUGCUGUUAUUUCCCCUGUCAGCACUGGGGUGUGUGUGUCAGGUAUGGUGAAGACAAGUAUGAGUGUGACUGCACUCGUACCGGCUUCAGCGGAGAAAACUGCACCGACCCGGAGCUUUUGACCAGACUGCGUCACUUUUUCAAGCCCAGCCCUGAUGUGUUGCAUUACAUACUCACUCACUUUCAAUUGCUCUGGGACAUCAUCAACUACACCUUCCUACGGGACGUCCUCAUGCGGCUGGUUCUAACAGUGAGGGCAAACUUAAUACCCAGCCCGCCAACCUACAACUCCAAAUAUGGCUACCUCAGCUGGGAAUCCUACUAUAACCUGAGCUACUACACCCGGCUUCUGCCCCCGGUGCCGAAGGACUGCCCUACACCUAUGGGGGUCAAAGGCAAGGCUGGGAUGCCUGACCCUGAGCUGCUGGUUGAGCGUCUGCUGAAGAGAAGGACGUUCAGACCCGACCCCCAGGGCUCCAACCUCAUGUUCGCCUUCUUCGCACAGCACUUCACCCACCAGUUCUUUAAGACCUACAAUCGCAUGGGUGUGGGCUUCACCAAGGCUCUAGCGCACGGGGUGGAUGCAGGACACGUUUACGGAGACAACCUGGAACGUCAGCUCCGGCUCAGGCUUCACAAAGACGGAAAACUCAAGUAUCAGUUAGUAGACGGCGAUAUGUACCCUCCCUCUGUAGCUGAUGCACCCGUUAAGAUGAGCUACCCCCCCGGGAUCCCUCCUGAGGCUCAGAUGGCGAUUGGUCAGGAAGUGUACGGACUCCUCCCGGGUUUGGGAAUGUUUGCAACGCUGUGGCUCAGGGAGCAUAACCGAGUAUGUGACAUCUUGAAGGUGGAGCAUCCCACCUGGGACGAUGAGCAGCUUUUCCAGACCACACGCUUAAUCAUCAUCGGUGAGACAAUAAAGAUAGUGAUAGAGGAGUACGUACAGCACCUCAGCGGAUACCUGCUGCAGCUGAAGUUUGAUCCCGCCCUUCUGUUUAACUCCAACUUCCAGUAUGGAAACCGUAUCGCUCUGGAGUUCAGCCAGCUCUACCACUGGCAUCCUUUGAUGCCCGACACCUUCCUUAUUAGUGGAGAUGAACUGCCAUACAAACAGUUCCUCUUCAACAAUUCUGUUCUCACACACUACGGCAUUGAGAAGCUGGUGGAUGCCUUCUCUCGGCAAGUUGCCGGCCAGAUUGGCGGUGGCUUUAACAUCCAUGCUGCGGUGACCAAAGUGGCUGUGGUGACCAUUAAGGAGUCCCGCCAGCUCCGCGUGCAGCCCUUCAACGAGUACAGGAAGCGCUUUAACCUCAAGCCGUACACAUCGUUCAGGGAAUUCACUGAUAACGAGGAGAUAGCACGCGAGCUUGAAGAAUUCUACGGUGACAUUGACGCUCUUGAAUUUUAUCCUGGCAUGAUGUUGGAGAGAACACGUCAGGGGGGCAUUUUUGGAGAGAGCAUGGUGGAGAUGGGUGCCCCCUUCUCCCUUAAAGGCCUACUGGGAAGCCCUAUUUGUUCUCCAGUUUACUGGAAGCCCAGCACCUUUGGGGGCCAAGUCGGCUUUGACAUAGUGAACUCUGCCACACUGAAGAAGCUGGUCUGUCAGAACACAAGGACGUGUCCUUAUGUGGCGUUCAGAGUACCAACAGAGGAGCAAUCAAAAAGUGUGAAUGGUGACAGUAAAAUAAGGACUGAUGAGCUAUCCGUUGUCAUGACGACUCUGGAUGACAAACUCCUGGGAGAGAAGCUGCAGUACUACUACAGCAGCAGCGAAGACGAAGGCAGCGACAACGAGGAUGAGGAUGGGGAGAAAAGGACCAUCCGGGACGCUAACGUCGAAGAGCCUGAAAUAGACUACAGCGCCGAUGGAAGUGCUGUCAACACAGGACCAAAGGGUGUCAUCAAUGACUGGAGGAAGUACAAGCAGCUGGAGGUGGAGCAGAAACAAGAGCAGAAGAAAGAGAUGGAGAGACUGAUCAAGAAGCUGUCGAUGAGCUGCCGCUCUGACCUCGACCUGGAAAAAGACAAACAGAAACAGAAAGAGCUUCAGGACAAAAUCCAAGGCAAAAUGACCAUGCAAGAGUACAACAUGCUCCAGGAAGAUGAGGACGACGAAGACUUCCUCCAGCAUUACCGUAUGCAGCGCAUCGAGGAGAUGCGGCGCCAGCUCUGCCGCGGCAAACGCUUUGCGCAGGUCUACGAGCUCAGCAGCGGCGAGGACUUCCUGGAGGCUCUGGACAAGGAGGACAAAAGCACACUGGUCAUGAUCCACAUCUACGAGUCCGACAUCCCGGGCUGUGAGAGCAUGAGCGGCAGCCUGAUGUGUCUGGCUCAGGAAUACCCGCUGGUCAAGUUCUGCAGCGUACGCAGCUCGGCCAUCAGCACCAGCGCACUGUUCAGAGACAGUGCUCUGCCUGCUCUGCUCGUUUACAAAGCAGGGGACCUGAUAGGAAACUUCGUGCGGGUGACAGACCAGCUCGGGGAGGACUUCUUCGCCGUAGACGUGGAGGCCCUGCUGCAGGAGUACGGCCUGCUGCCUGACAAGCCGUCCAGCGGCCCGAAGACGGUUCGCAAUGGAUCCAUCGUACAGAACACUGUGAGCGACGACGACUCCGACCUUGAUAUAGACUAGAGCCAUGAUAUCUACCUUUGUUUGCUUUGGGAACACGUGUACACGGUCUGCAUGGACUAUAGAUGAUUUUUAAGUACGUGGACCCCCGUAGUGAUGACAGAUUGAGCCAGGGUUGCUAUGUUACUACUCAUAAAGCCAGCAUUGAAGAAGAACCUAAAAUAAAUGCACAUAAAAACAUCAUGGCCGAGGGAGUUUCCUCAUGACAUCAAUCCUUAAGUUAUAAUUAAUAAAAGUACAUUUUUGUCAUUAUUAUAGACGAGGACCUGUUAUACGCAGUGAGAAUGAAGUAGAUGUUAGUUUAAAUGUUUUGUUUGAGCUGUGACUGUCGACUAUUUAUUUGUUGUGUUAAUACACAAUCCCUGUUUUGUUUCAUUUGCAUCUUCAUUGUAUUGAAUGUGUUUCACUAUAUAGAAUACAAAUCCUGCACCCCAAACUGACCUUUAGUUAAUUUUAUAACUUUUAUAUGUGCUGUACCAUUUCAAAUAGUGAAGAGAAUAAAGAAAUGUUUGG